CUUCAGGCAGGAUGGGUCUCUACCGCAUCCGCGUGUCCACCGGCUCCUCGCUGUGCGCGGGCUCCCAAAACCAGGUGCAGCUGUGGCUCGUGGGCCAGCACGGGGAAGCGGAGAUCCAGAAGCGCCUGCGGCCGGCGCGGGGCCAGGAGACGGAAUUCAAGGUGGACGUGGAGGAGCACCUGGGGCCGCUGCUGUUCGUGAAACUGCAGAAAUGGCACUUCCUUCAGGACGACGCCUGGUUCUGCAACUGGAUCUCCGUUCAGGGCCCCGGGGCUAGCGGGGAAGAGUUCACGUUCCCGUGCUACCGCUGGGUGGAAGGCAGUGGCAUCCUGAGCCUCCCCGAGGGCACCGGCCGGACGGUGGUGGACGACCAUCAAGGCUUGUUCAAGGACUACAGGGAAAAGGAGCUGGAAAAGAAGAGGAAGCUGUACCGGUGGGAUAACUGGAAGGAUGGAUUAAUCCUGAAUGUCGCUGGGGCCACGAUCUCUGACCUCCCUGCAGAUGAGCGAUUUCUGGAAGAUAAGAGAAUUGAUUUUGAGGCUUCGCUGGCAAAGGGGCUGGCAGACCUAGCCAUCAAAGACUCUUUAAAUGUCUUCACUUGCUGGAAUGAUCUGGAUGACUUCAACCGAAUUUUCUGGUGUGACCAGAGCAAGUUGGCUAAGAAGGUGCGGGACUCCUGGAAGGAAGACGCCUUGUUUGGGUACCAGUUUCUCAACGGUGCUAACCCCAUGAUACUGAGGCGCUCCAGGCAGCUGCCGGCACGCCUGAAGUUCCCUCCGGGGAUGGAGGAGCUGCAGAUCCAGCUGGAGCAGGAGCUCCAGGGAGGCAGGCUGUUCGAGGCAGACUUCGCGCUGCUGGACGGGAUCAAGGCCAAUGUCAUCUUGUGCAGCCAGCAGUACCUGGCCGCCCCUCUGGUCAUGCUGAAACUGCAGCCUGAUGGGAAACUCUUGCCCAUGGUCAUCCAGCUCCAGCUGCCACGUGUGGGAUGCCCUCCACCACUGCUUUUCCUGCCCACGGAUCCCCCGAUGGUCUGGCUCCUGGCCAAGUGCUGGGUCCGUAGCUCUGACUUCCAGAUCCACGAGCUGCAGUCUCACCUUCUGCGGGGACACUUGAUGGCAGAGGUCAUCACCGUGGCCACCAUGAGGUGCCUUCCAUCCAUACACCCCAUCUUCAAGCUUCUCAUCCCCCAUCUGCGCUACACCUUGGAAAUUAACGUUCGGGCCAGGACGGGGCUCAUCUCUGACAAGGGCGUUUUUGACCAGGUGGUGAGCACAGGUGGCGGAGGCCAUGUGGAGCUGCUCCAGCGAGCCAGAGCCUUCCUAACCUACCGCUCCUUCUGUCCCCCUGACCUGGCCGACCGGGGGCUCCUGGGAGUCGAGUCUUCCUUCUAUGUGCAGGAUGCUCUGAGGCUUUGGGAAAUCCUCUACCGCUACGUGCAGGGCAUCGUGUAUCUCCACUACAAGACGAACGAGGCUGUGAGAGAUGAUCUGGAGCUGCAGACUUGGUGUCGAGAGAUCACUGAGGUCGGGUUGCGGGGGGCUCAGGACCAAGGGUUCCCCAACUCCUUACAGUCCCGCGACCAGAUGUGUCACUUUCUCACCAUGUGUAUAUUCACCUGUACUGGCCAGCACUCGUCCACCCACCUGGGCCAGCUGGACUGGUACACUUGGGUCCCUAACGCGCCCUGCACCAUGCGGCUGCCGCCUCCUACCACCAAGGACGUGACACUGGAGACAGUUAUGGCAACACUGCCCAACUUCCAUCAGGCCUCGCUGCAGAUGUCCAUCACCUGGCAGCUGGGCCGCCGCCAGCCUGUGAUGGUGGCUCUGGGCCAGCACCAGGAGGAGUAUUUUUCAGGCCCUGGACCCAAGGACGUGCUGAAGAGGUUUAGGGAGGAGCUGGCUGUUUUGGAGAAGGAAAUUGAGACCCGGAAUGCAAAGCUGGACAUGCCCUACCAGUACCUGCAGCCCAGCCUGGUGGAAAACAGUGUGGCCAUCUGAGUGCUGCCUUCUGCGGAGCCGCGCCCACCCCCAGCGCUUCCAGUCCCACCCCCGCAGCCCCAGCCCCCCCACCAAGGGUCACCUUUCCAUGUUCUGUGCCCUUGGCAGACACUUUUAUUCUAGACGGGCCCCCUAAGGGCCUCUUCCCGCUGCCUCCCUCAUCCUUUGGGUCUCCCUGGGGCAGGGAAGAGCCAGGUUCCAAGAGCAGGAGAGGAUGUCCCUACCUAUUGCUCCACACCUUUUAUGAGCCACAUACGAUUUUGAACCGAGUUUGAUUUAAUGGCAAUGAACAGAGAUUUUAGACAACAAAAGGAAAGAAGUUAGAGCAAACUGUUCUAAAGCAAAUAUUGGCCAGGGGCACCCGGGUGGGUCAGUCUGUUGAGUGUCUGCCUUGGGUUGGGGUCAUGAUCCCAGGGUCCUAGGAUCUAUCGAGUCCCAGGUUGGGCUUGCUGCUCAGAGGGGGCAUCUGCUUCCCCCUCUGCCUCUGCCUGUUGCUCCCCCUGCUUGUGCUCUCUGCCAUCUUUCAAAUAAAAAAAAUUAAAAAAUA
Molecule: messenger RNA, 2547 nt
Organism: Nyctereutes procyonoides (raccoon dog)
Lineage: Eukaryota; Metazoa; Chordata; Mammalia; Carnivora; Canidae
Gene: ALOX15
Product: arachidonate 15-lipoxygenase
Biological process (GO): lipid oxidation; linoleic acid metabolic process
Cellular component (GO): plasma membrane; cytosol
Molecular function (GO): arachidonate 12(S)-lipoxygenase activity; arachidonate 15-lipoxygenase activity; protein binding
Source: RefSeq, a predicted model, not a curated record